CCAAGGUGACUUAAGAGCAAAAUGUCUUAUGUCGGGAACAUGAUUAUCAUCUUGUUUUUGUGUGUGUUGUUAGCUCCUACAACUGCGUUAACAGGUUCUCACUCAUUGUGGAUGCUUGCAACUUACAUGAAAGGAGAGCCAUAUUCUGAAAUAAGUAUCACAUUCAUGCUGGACGACAUAACAGUAGGACACUAUAAUUCAAAAACUGAAAGAUACAUUGCACGACAUAAUACUACAAAUGAAGAUGAGCUCACUUGGAACACAUUUUAUGUUGCAAGACAUGAUUUGCAUACCUUUUUUGUGAGAAAACUAAAAUUUAAGAACCAUACAGAAAGUCCUCAACUUUAUCAAAUGAUGAGUCACUGUGAGCUACAGGGCAAUAACAAGCCAGGCCAAAUGGUUUCUAAGAUUGCAUUUAGUGGCUCCACAACAGAUGAAAUGAGUAUUUAUGAGAACAAGUUUACAUAUCAAAGCCAAAAAGAAAUGCCAAGUCUGGCUUUGGAGCUAAUCAAGUGGCGUCAUGAGAGUGUAAGCUACCCAACGUGCAUUUCAACUCUCAGGAAUUACCUUAAAAUGAGACAAACUCAAGUAAAUAGAAAAGUAAAACCCAAAGUCAGACUCUUUCAGAAAGCAAACUCAGACUCUGGAGGUUUUCGUGUGAAUUGUUUGGCGACAGGAUUUUAUCCUCGUCACAUCAACCUGACCCUGUUGAGAGAUGGACAGCCUGUAUCUGAAAAUGAGGUCACUGGAGGAGAUCUGCUGCCCAAUGGGGACGGGACAUACCAGAUGAGGAAGAGUCUGGAGAUCAGAGCAGAGGAGAGACAAAAACACAAAUACACCUGCUCUGCAAAACACCUCAGUCUGGACAACAAACUCAUCGUCACAUUUGACUUUGACCCUGGUGAACCAUUUAAAUCAGUGAUUCCCUCAGUGCUGAUAAUUUUGUCUCUGGUGUUGGUGUUUAUAACUGGAGUUGUCAUAUAUAAAUGCAGGAAAAGACGAGCAGUAUCAUCUAAAAGGGAUUAUAUUUCAGCUUCAACGUCUGAAGAAAGCACUGGCUCAACAGUAACACAACCACAACAGGAAGCUACUUAAAUCAGUGAAACAUGAAGUAAAUGAAAACCUGACAAUUUUGGAUGGUUCAUUAUCAGUCUUUCUGCGUCA
Molecule: messenger RNA, 1164 nt
Organism: Danio rerio (zebrafish)
Lineage: Eukaryota; Metazoa; Chordata; Actinopteri; Cypriniformes; Danionidae
Gene: mhc1lja
Product: major histocompatibility complex class I LJA
Source: RefSeq, marked validated